CGAUCUCAAUCAGAACGCAAGAUGUUCAGUGUUUUUAUAAAAAGAGUACUUGAACACACACAAGUAUCAAUGAUAAUGAUACUAGUUGCUGUUGUAUAUCUUCGGCGUGCAAAAUCUGUUAUUCAAAUACAAACCAAGCUCUGGGUUGAGGAACGGAUCUUGCUUGGUGCACUCAUUCUCAGUUCUAAAUUCAUUGAUAAACAUGGCAUUGUUAAUCACUGUUGGUCAAUGUGCACUAUCUUCAAUUGUGAAGAUGUAUAUGAUAUACAAGCACAAUUUUUGACAGUUUUGAAUUGGAAUUUGAAGUUUACAGAAUUGGACAUACUUGUGUGUUGUAAAGAGUUUUUGGAAGCUCAUCCAGAGCUUGGACUAUAG
This is a messenger RNA of Lentinula edodes (shiitake mushroom), 375 nucleotides long. RefSeq lists its product as uncharacterized. NCBI's taxonomy places the organism in Eukaryota, Fungi, Basidiomycota, Agaricomycetes, Agaricales, Omphalotaceae. The annotation marks the transcript as partial. The record is from RefSeq and is a predicted model, not a curated record. The transcript has 2 exons.